Molecule: messenger RNA, 7150 nt
Organism: Lutra lutra (Eurasian river otter)
Lineage: Eukaryota; Metazoa; Chordata; Mammalia; Carnivora; Mustelidae
Gene: RABGAP1L
Product: RAB GTPase activating protein 1 like
Exons: 26
Coding region: 251-3406 (1051 amino acids)
Source: RefSeq, a predicted model, not a curated record
CCCCUCCCUCGCCUCUUCCUGCCAGGCGGUCCUCCUCUCCACCCGCCCCCCCACUCUCUACUCCCUCCGCCUUGCUCCCUCCGCCCUCCCAGGGCUCUGGCGGCCGCGGAGUGAACGGGACGGGCCCGACCGCAGAGCGCGGGGCGGCGGGUGAGACGCGGGAGCCCGGCAGAGUUGUUCCGGCCCUGUCCGCGAAGACGUGAGGAGUUUUGAUCAGGUGGAUGUGGAAAGAGAAGUUUGUAGAAUUGAAAUGGAGGUCAGAGCUGCAUUGCAGAAGGUUAGUGGGUCGUCGGAUUCUGUGGCCACGCUGAACAGUGAAGAAUUUGUUUUGGUUCCUCAGCAUGCAGAUGAUACUUCUACAAAAGAGGAUGAAAAACCCGAACUGAAGAUAGUUUCUAAUGGUGAUGAACAAUUGGAAAAAGCCAUGGAAGAGAUUUUGAGAGAUUCUGAGAAAGGGCAAAGCACUCUUCUUGUUGAUUGUCAAAGUUCCACUGAGAUUUCAGAACAUUCAUUUGGAGAUAUUUCAGCUAGCCAAACAAAUAAGCCGUCUCUCCAGUUAAUUUUGGAUCCAUCAAAUACAGAAGUUUCUACACCCAGACCAUCUUCUCCAAGUGGAUUACCUGAAGAAGAUAGUGUUUUAUUUAACAAACUGACCUACUUAGGAUGUAUGAGGGUUUCUUCCCCACGUAAUGAAGUGGAGGCUUUACGAGCAAUGGCAACUAUGAAAUCUUCCAGUCAGCACCCCUUUCCUGUUACUCUGUAUGUGCCAAAUGUUCCAGAAGGUUCUGUGAGAAUUAUAGACCAAUCCAACAAUGUGGAGUUAGCUUCUUUCCCGAUCUAUAAGGUGUUAUUCUGUGCACGUGGACAUGAUGGGACAACAGAGAGCAAUUGCUUUGCAUUUACAGAGAGUUCCCAUGGUUCAGAAGAAUUUCAGAUACAUGUUUUCUCCUGUGAAAUUAAAGAGGCUGUAAGCAGAAUUUUAUAUAGUUUCUGUACAGCAUUCAAACGUUCUUCCAGACAAGUGACUGAUGUUAAAGACUCGAUUAUUCCUACCCCUGACAGUGACGUGUUCACCUUCAGUGUCUCCUUGGAGGUAAAAGAAGAUGAUGGAAAAGGAAACUUUAGUCCUGUUCCUAAGGAUAGAGACAAAUUUUAUUUCAAAUUAAAACAAGGAAUAGAGAAGAAGGUUGUGAUUACAGUGCAGCAACUUUCUAACAAAGAAUUAGCUAUUGAAAGAUGUUUUGGAAUGUUAUUAAGCCCAGGUCGAAACGUGAAGAACAGUGACAUGCAUUUACUGGAUAUGGAAUCCAUGGGCAAGAGCUAUGAUGGGAGGGCUUACGUUAUUACUGGCAUGUGGAACCCCAAUGUACCAAUAUUUCUGGCACUUAAUGAAGAAACCCCAAAAGAUAAGCGAGUGUACAUGACGGUGGCAGUGGAUAUGGUCGUCACAGAGGUCGUGGAGCCUGUGCGCUUCCUUCUGGAGACAGUAGUACGUGUGUACCCUGCGAAUGAGCGGUUUUGGUAUUUCAGCAGGAAGACUUUCACGGAGACUUUCUUCAUGAGGUUGAAACAGUCUGAGGGAAAAGGGCACACCAAUGCUGGAGAUGCAAUAUAUGAGGUAGUAAGUCUACAACGACAGUCUGAGAAGGAGGAACCAGUCACUCCCACUAGUGGAGGGGGUCCAAUGUCACCGCAGGAGGAUGAAGCAGAAGAGGAGAGUGAUAAUGAACUCUCAAGUGGAACAGGUGAUGUGUCUAAGGAUUGUCCUGAGAAGAUCCUGUAUUCUUGGGGAGAACUGCUAGGAAGAUGGCACAGUAACCUUGGUGCACGACCGAAGGGGCUGUCCACUCUGGUGAAGAGCGGUGUCCCCGAAGCCCUGAGGGCAGAAGUGUGGCAGUUAUUAGCAGGCUGCCAUGACAACCAGGCAAUGCUGGAUAGAUACCGACUUCUUAUCACAAAGGACUCAGCCCAGGAGAGUGUUAUCACCCGAGACAUUCAUCGUACAUUUCCUGCACAUGAUUACUUUAAAGAUACCGGAGGAGAUGGCCAGGAAUCACUCUACAAGAUCUGCAAGGCCUACUCUGUCUAUGAUGAAGACAUCGGGUACUGUCAAGGACAGUCUUUUCUGGCUGCUGUAUUGCUCCUGCAUAUGCCAGAAGAGCAAGCGUUCUGUGUUUUGGUGAAAAUCAUGUAUGACUAUGGCUUACGAGAUCUCUACAAAAACAACUUUGAAGAUCUUCAUUGCAAGUUCUAUCAGUUGGAGAGACUAAUACAGGAGCAGUUACCGGACCUGCAUCACCAUUUUUGUGUUCUGAAUCUGGAAGUUCAUAUGUAUGCCUCCCAGUGGUUCCUCACUCUUUUUACAGCCAAGUUCCCACUCUGCAUGGUCUUCCACAUCAUCGACUUACUGCUCUGUGAGGGUUUGAAUAUAAUCUUUAAUGUAGCCUUGGCUCUCCUAAAGACCUCAAAGGAAGAUCUUCUGCAGGCUGAUUUUGAAGGUGCUUUAAAGUUUUUCAGAGUUCAGCUUCCAAAGAGAUACAGGGCGGAGGAAAAUGCCAGAAGAUUGAUGGAGCAGGCUUGCAACAUUAAGGUACCAACCAAGAAACUGAAGAAAUAUGAGAAAGAGUAUCAGACAAUGCGGGAGAGUCAGCUGCAGCAGGAAGACCCAAUGGAUAGAUACAAGAGGGAGAACCGGAGACUACAGGAGGCCAGCAUGAGGCUGGAACAGGAGAACGACGACCUUGCCCACGAACUCGUCACCAGCAAGAUUGCUCUGCGAAAUGACUUGGAUCAGGCAGAAGACAAGGCAGAUGUGCUGAAUAAGGAGCUCCUCCUGACCAAACAGAGGCUGGUAGAGACUGAGGAAGAGAAGAGGAAGCAAGAAGAAGAGACGGCCCAGCUAAAAGAAGUCUUCCGGAAACAGCUGGAGAAGGCUGAGUAUGAGAUAAAGAAGACCACAGCUAUCAUUGCCGAGUAUAAGCAGAUCUGUUCCCAGUUAAGUACCAGACUGGAGACACAGCAGGCCGCCAGCAGGGAGGAGCUGGAAGUGGUUAAGGGUAAAAUGAUGGCCUGUAAACACUGCAGUGACAUUUUCAGCAAAGAGGGGGCCCUGAAGCCCGCGGCCGUCAGCAGGGAGGAGCAGGGGGUGGACCUGGAUGACGAGAAGGACAACCUGAAGAAGCAGCUGAGGGAGAUGGAGCUGGAGUUGGCGCAGACCAAGCUGCAGCUGGUGGAGGCCAAGUGCAAAAUCCAGGAACUGGAACAUCAGAGAGGAGCCCUUAUGAAUGAAAUCCAAGCUGCAAAAAACUCUUGGUUUAGCAAAACCCUGAACUCUAUCAAAACGGCCACGGGCACCCAGCCACUGCAGCCACCGCCGGCCACCCAGCCACCCAAGGAGAGCACAUAGUUCCAGCCUCCCCAAAGCACAAGAGCACAACGAUCAAAGGGACAGAAACCCAGGAGGAAUCUCCUGGUAUCCCUUUGCAGGAAAGUAGAGGAGGCCAGAAAGCAAGCCAGGAUCUCUCAGUAGCUCUCACUCGUUCUCGUUUGACACUUUGCAAAGGGAUGUUAUUUAAACUGACCUGAGUUAUGUUGAAUACCUGCUUUCGAGCUUCUCAUGGAAGGCCAAGUUCAGUUCCACCAUAGUAUUACCCAUUAUUUUAUAUGCCUGAUGUUUAGUUGGAAAUAAGUACUUCAGAACUAAAUGCUUUUAAUUUAGAACUAAUUAUUCAUAAUUACUUUUAUCUUACAUAAAAAUGGAGAUGUCUUUUAUUCCAAGAUUGAAGUGAUAGGAUAUUUGUCACAGCAAAAAAACAAAAAAAAAAAAAAAAAAGAAAAAAAGAAAAAAAAAAGAAAAAAAGAUUGAAAUCUAAACCUCUUAUCUUUUCAGGAUUUAUUCAGAUAAAGCACACUGUGGGACCAUUCAUGACGACUGUCAGGUUUCUUCCUGAAAGUGACUCCCUGGAAAAUGAUAAUCCUGUCCAAAGAAUAAACCUGGGAUUGAACAGUCCUCCCAAAAAGAAUGAGUUUAUUUUCAUUUUCUGUUGCGUAUAUCUGGAAGUGAAGUGCCAAGAACCAUGGAAUAAGAUAAACUAUUGAGAAAACAACCUAGAGGAAAGGAACAGAAAUUUUGAUAAAUGCAGGAUAAGAUAAAUCAUUCGGCCCUAGUACUCCCAACAGGUCCUUUUGAGAAACUCUACAUGCAAAUUGCCGAUUCCUAAGUCUGAACACAGUUGUGACUCCCAGCAGACUUGAAGUCAGAGGUGGCUACUGUGAGUUGCAGCAUUAGGGAACCUUUACUGGAAAAGCCCAGAGAGACCCAGGUUCAGCCAAAGUGCUUCAAAUGAAAUAGAGAACCAGGGACAGAGUAUGUCAUUUAAGGUUGACAUAUAUUUGCUAAGUAAACACUAAUAUACUCUACCUUUUUAAAGUUACAAAAUGGAAAAUUAAGGUCAGUUUCACUUCAUCUUAGUUUACUGUUAGACAACUUGAACUAUUUCUGUAUCUCCCUAAAACUGUGCCCUUGGUACCCCAGAUGAAGAGAUGCAAAUGCAUUGGUAACAUUUUUGAUUGAAUAUAAAAUCUUUAUAGAAAUACUUAUCUCAUGGAAAGGUAAAGCUAUUGUUUAAAAGUUGGUGGAAAUAGUGUUUUUUUAAUUAUAUUUAACAUAUAAUUGAAUAUUCUUUGAAUUGAACAUAUAUUUAACAUAUAAUUGGAAAAAAAAAAACUAUUUCCACCAACUUACAUAUAUAUAGUCCUUGCAGGAGAUUCUUUGGUAACAGCAAAACUAAUUUUCCCAUUUUCUGAACUAGUUUGGAGGCUUAGAUCCUUUUACGCCAACCGAACUGCCGUCAGCGAUGUACAAUAACAUUUAUUGAUACUCAUCCUUCCCUUCAUUGUUGAACAUAUUCUUUGCAAAGGAUCUUAAACUCUGUAGCCAGAGUGAUUCUCAUCUGUGCCAUAUGUUGCAAUGAAAAGUUACACAUUCUUGGAAGUACAAAUUAAAUAAGAGCCAGCUCAACUCCAGGAGCAUGCACUAUUAAGUUGCUCAUAGUAGAUAACUUCCCUCCAAAAUGAUCAUUAAACUCUAAAUUAAGUCCCCUUCAUUGGUAAGUGUUUAUUAAAUCAUCUACAACCCAUAAAACUGAUAUGGAUGUUAUCCUUUAUUACAUUUAUCAGAUGAUACUUUUCUUACAGAAUUGUGUUUUGUCCUGACGUCUUUCAUUAUAAUAUUCAUUUCCUUGUACCAAAAAGGAAAAUAAUCCAGCAUUCUGAGUGUCUGUGUUGACGCUGAUGUUCCCUACUUGGUGAUUUAGAAAAGGUAAUUUUUUUUUUGUUGUUGUAAAAUUAGAAAAUCUAGAAAAUUGCAUCUUGGUACUUGUUUCUAUAAGUCAUUUAGCAUAAUUUUUUAGCUUUACUGGUACUUUAUGCUUUGAUUCCAAGAAGCCUUGUACAAGUUGCCUUAUCAAAUGGCCAGCUCAAUUAAAGAUGUUCUUUUGUGUUGUGUCAAUCUCAUAGUUUUACUGUACAGAGCUCUUUUUAACUUUGAAAAAUCAGCACGUUCCACAGAAUGCCUGAAUUGCAUAAUUUUCCUUACGUGGCAGUUGAGGGAGAAAUGGAAUGGCUGUAAGUCCAGUCCUCACCUGUAUACCAGGUUCAGUUCCAGAGCCCCUUACAUUUUUUUUCUUUAAACAAAAUCACCAGGUACAUACAUUCCAAAUGAAUAAUCUUUUACAUUUUCUCUUAACUCUUUCAGAGUUAAUUGCCAUUUUAAUGGCAAUCUAUAGAUUUUUUUUCUUUCUUCUCCAGUUCCAUAUCAUACUUAGUUAUGUGUAUUGGUACCAUAAGUCUAAACCGUUCCUCACUGCAAUGCCUUUGGGUCAGUUGCAAUACUAGAUAGAAAGAAAGAAAAUUCAGAAUUUGGUAUAUGAUGUGUUUAUUCAUUCAACAUGUUAGAAUAGCACCAGCCCAGCCACAUGUCCUUUCCCCUGUAUUGUUUGAAAACUCAUGCAUCCCCGUGUUAAAUAACUGUUCAUUUUAAUUUCACUUAUUUUGAAAUAUAUUUGAAAAUUACUACUCUUCUCUUGAAUUUCUUUUAGAAAGUCAUCAACCAGCCCAGAUAUCUAGGAAAUUUCCAAAUAUUCUAGAGUGUUUUUCAUCUUUUCCUAGGAUAUGUUAUAUAAAACAUUCCUCCAGAAAUCCAACACUUGCAGCAAUCUGAAGAGUGAUGAUUUCUCUUCUCAUUAAAUUCUGAAGAAUAAAUGAAAGGAGUGAAUUUCAAUUUGAUAGUUCAGUUCAUUAGCUUUUAUAUCUUGAGAUUCUUGUUUAACACAUUCUUUGAAGCUGAAAAAAAAAAAACACCCAGUUGAACUGUGCAGUGCAUAUGUUUGCUGGUUUCACACCCUGAGCCACUGCACAAUUUGGUUAUAUUUAGUUACAUACAAUUUAAUGCAAAGAAAUUCCCAGUUACCUAAUGCUCUGUGUGUGAGUGCCUAUCAGGAACACUAAGGGAAUGUCCUAGAGGCCUCUGGCCUCUCCUUCCAUACAACCACUCUCUCUUUCCCUCUCCCAGCUAUUCAGUUCAUAAUUUCUUCACUGGCUUUCUUAAAUUUCCAAAGUACAAAAGCAAUCUUUGUACUAAAUGUUGGGAUAGUUAAUAUUUAUCUUGUUUAUUCCCCCCCCCCAAUUUUUCAUCCUUUUGUACUGUGUAUUAAUAAUUAUUUUUCUCAAACCGCUACUCCCAUUUCCUUAAAAUAUUUUCCAGUUAAUAACUGGUGGCUUUAUUUCCCAGUGAAAGAGAGAAAAACAAGAGAAUGCACAAUUUAGGGCGCGAGAUGAAAGAUCCCUGAAAAGAGUGAUCAGUUAACUGAGAAUGAGGCCUGCUCAGGUAACUGAUGUAAGGGGUUGAGUUUUCUUUAGCUGACAUUGGCCCACUCAUGAUUCUGCUAAGGCAGUUGUCUGAUUUCAGGAUCCCUUGAAGGGAAAAGGGAACUUUUAAAAAAUUAGAUACCUUGUUUUUUGUUUUUUGUUUUUUCUCCCUCUGGGAAAGAAUACUUUUAAUUACUUACUUAGCAAGAGGAUUCUGUUGUACAACUUACUUUUUAAAAAUACCCAAACUCUUAAAUAUCUGAUUUUCUUGCUUCAGUGACAA